Molecule: messenger RNA, 1278 nt
Organism: Danaus chrysippus (African queen)
Lineage: Eukaryota; Metazoa; Arthropoda; Insecta; Lepidoptera; Nymphalidae
Source: the annotation of a GenBank genome assembly
CUGUUUCGCGUAUUUUAUCCAAAUCCGGAUCCAAACGAUCAAAAACCUGAAUUUCCUCGAAUCGAAUUCUACGGCAUUCCACCAACGCUAGAGGAACUAAGUAGUCAGAUCAAGAGGAAGUCGUCUAAAUCUGCACCGGGACCCGAUGGUAUCCCAUAUAUAGUCUUUAAAAAAUGUCCAUCGGUUCGUAAACACCUCCUAAAUAUAUACGGUAAAAUCUGGUCAGGGAAGCAAAUCCCGGAGUGCUUCGGGAAAGCAAUUUUUGUCCUCAUUCCCAAAAAAGAUAUAGUUACUGAUCCGAAAGAUACUAGACCGAUAGCUUUAACAAAUACUAUAUCGAAAAUCUUUUUCUCGGUUCUACAAACGAGAAUGACGCGAUUCAUGCUCAGCAACAACUAUUUUAGGCCAAAUCACCAGAAAGGGUUUUUACCCGGGAUUUCUGGAUGCCUAGAACACAACACCUUGCUUUCGGAGAGUUUGAAAGAUGCUAGAAAAAGCGAGCGGCAAAUCACUGUUUGUUGGAUAGACUUGGAGAACGCGUUCGGGUCGAUACAACACGAAUUGAUGCUAUUCGCGCUUAGAUGGUACAACUUUCCACCCCUAGUUAGAGAUAUGAUCGCGUCGUAUUACUCAAAAUUAAGGUUUUCUAUAAUAACUAAAGAAGGCCCUUCAAAAAGUUUGAGCUAUAAUGUAGGACUGUUUCAAGCCUUCGCUGACGAUCUCGCAAUACUGACACGUAACCCCAAACACUGUCAAGUACUAUUGGAUGAAGUGGAUAAAUUCUGUGAAUGGACGGAUGGAUUGAGGACAAAACCCAGUAAAUGUCAUUGUCUGUGUCUUGGUAGGCGGAAUACAAGAUACACCUCAUACGAUCCGGGACUAUCGUCGUUAGGCGGUCAAUGCAUUUCUACGGUUACGGAAAAUGCACCAUUUAAAUUUCUCGGUCGUAAGAUUGAUAAUAUAGGCUGUACUCCAUCUUUAGAAGGAAUAGUAGAUAGCUUCUUGAACGAUCUUAACAAGUUAGAUGCAGGCGUCAUAAAGAUGUUGAAGUUGUGGCUCGGGCUCGCUCUAACAGCUGAUUCAUCGGCGUUAUUUAGGGGAAGCAAUAGUUUUGGGAUGAGUCUAAAAAGGCCAUCGGAGCUUUAUAAACACCUAAGAGUUUCCAAGAGAUAUAUCCUGGGGAAAUCCCAUGAUGACAUAGUGACAUCGCUCCCAAAAGAUGAAGAUGCCCCCGAGCUAGAGUCACGACUUCAAUUCAAUUCCAUAAGCAAUUUAUGA